UGUCAGAAUCAAUGUAAACAUUGCAAGUAAUUUUAUUCAUUAAAUAUACUUAAAAUCUGGGCAUAUUCAUACAAAUAUCUAUUAUGUCUUUUCAUGAUAUAAAAUAUGUUUUCUUUGUGGCCCUUUUACUAACAGUGUUCAUCACAUCAACGUUACAGUUUGAUAUGGAACUGGAGGACCCAGUCGUUGGCAUGCCCAAAUUUGUUGAGAGUGAUGAACCGAAUGUCGACGAAUCAGAAUCACUUCUAUCCAACGUAGUUUCUGAUGUUAAUAAGACUCUUACAAAUCUCUACAACCACGUAACUUCAGCCAACGUCACUGCAGAGAACCAAACACAAACAGUGAAAUUAGUCAAAUGCAAAGAAAUUGUUUAUGAACCAAAUGAAGACCUAGAGCCAUCAGUUGAAAUAAUAAAUGGCAGUUAUUUGGCGAAACUGUUGCAAAUAAAACCUGAUAUAACCAGUCGCGAUGUGGAAGCAGAUUGUGUAUUAGUUUUAUUCUAUGCCAGAGCUUGUCCAUUUAGCGCACAUGCAGCACCACAUUUUAAUGCCCUGGCUCGUUCUUAUCCUAAUGUUAAAAUGGUAGCUCUAGAUGCUCUGAAGUACCAUGGAAUCAAUGCGCAGUAUGGAAUAGUAGGUGUGCCAACAUUGAAGAUGUUCCAUAAUGGCAGACCUGUUGGAAAAUUCAAUGGGACAGAGUAUAAUAUACAUUCCUUUAGUAAGUUUGUCCACGCUAUAACUGGCCAGCAACCUCAAGCAUUGCUUGUUUUGUCAAAAGACUUCCAAGGACCAGUUUCUAGUGUAGUUGAAAAAGAUACUGAUUAUUUCUUAGUACUCUCAUGGUUGUUCAUUAUAGUAUGUUCAAUUUAUUACUUCAUGCAAUCCAAAUGGUGGAGGAUGAUUGUUGAAAUGGUACAGAACAACUGGCGAGAAUCAGAGGCACAACAUGAACAUAAUGACUAGAUUAAUUAAUUUGUAGUUAGGUAGGCGUAACUUUUUUAUUUAAUAAAAAUAUUUUUUUAUUUUGAUGUGGUUAA
Molecule: messenger RNA, 1036 nt
Organism: Plodia interpunctella (Indianmeal moth)
Lineage: Eukaryota; Metazoa; Arthropoda; Insecta; Lepidoptera; Pyralidae
Gene: bug
Product: bunker gear
Exons: 2
Coding region: 84-962 (292 amino acids)
Biological process (GO): cilium assembly
Cellular component (GO): cilium
Source: RefSeq, a predicted model, not a curated record